Messenger RNA from Penicillium canescens, 5397 nucleotides. RefSeq lists its product as uncharacterized. Gene Ontology annotation, molecular function: holo-[acyl-carrier-protein] synthase activity; fatty acid synthase activity; 3-oxoacyl-[acyl-carrier-protein] synthase activity. The transcript is spliced from 5 exons. The record is from RefSeq and is a predicted model, not a curated record. Bases 1 to 5397 code for a protein of 1798 amino acids. Gene Ontology annotation, biological process: long-chain fatty acid biosynthetic process. Gene Ontology annotation, cellular component: fatty acid synthase complex. Lineage: Eukaryota; Fungi; Ascomycota; Eurotiomycetes; Eurotiales; Aspergillaceae.
AUGCAAACCAAACAAAUGUCGAAUAGAGAGCUGGACCAGCAAGAACGGGCGCUGGCCCGAACUUUGCUCAUAGAAUUGCUGGCAUACCAGUUUGCCUUUCCAGUGCGUUGGAUUGAAACUCAAGAUCACUUCUUGACGCAGCGCAAUGGGGUGGAGCGAUACAUCGAAGUUGGACCUGCAAAGGUCCUAUCCGCGAUGGGAAGAAAGACGGCAAGCAAGAAGUAUCAGCUGCAGGAUCAGCUUCGCUUGCUACGACGCCAGUUUCUGUCGUAUUCGGACGACUACGAAGAUAUUUGCUAUCAGUCUGAAGAGCCUCAGUUGCCUGCCCCGGUCAAAACACCAAACCCUGAGACAAUACCUACCGCUACCCCAGUGGUAACUAAUAGCCCCGAGGCUGAGCCUUUGGUGGCCCCGUCGCUCGUGGUGGUUCCCGUGGAGGACAAACUCCUCAGUGCCUUGGACAUUGUCAUCGCAUUGACAGCACAGAAAUUGAAGCGGCCGUUUGAUGAGGUUCCGACAGAGAAAUCAAUUCGUGAUUUAUCGGGAGGCAAAUCCACAUUGCAAAACGAACUCGUUGGAGACUUGAUGGCCGAGUUUGGUGGUACCCCGGAUGGCUGUGAGGAUCUUCCUCUGAGUGCCGUAGGGGCCGCCUUGCAAUCCAACUUCGCAGGACAUCCAGCGAAGGUCAUGUCUGGCCUGAUAUCCAAAUUAUUCUCGUCCAGAUUGCCCGCGGGGUGGAACCAGGCCGCUGCUGGUGCUCAUCUCGAGGAGCACUGGGCGCUGGGCCCACAACGUCAAACAGCCGUCUUGUGUUUUGCGGUGACUUUAGAUCCGGGCGUGCGACUGGAAAAUGCGCAACAGGCCCGAGAUUUCAUGGACAGCAUCGUCAACCGUUAUAGCAAAUACAAUGGAAUCACCCUUAGUUCCGCAAUCAACCGAACGGAAUUUUCCGACGCCAAUCCCAAUGCGAUGGUCGACAGCAAAGCGGUCGAGGGUGUGCGACAGGAGCAGCAGGGUUCAUUCCAGCUUCUUUACCAGGCUCUGGGGCGAAUCACCAAGUCAGAUACGGGUGAUCUGAUAGGAAAGGUGGCUGAGAACAAGGAGCGCUGGGAAGCAGCAGAACGGCAACUGGAACUCUGGCAAGCCGAACUGGGAGAAGAGUACUUGACGGGGAUAUCGCCCAAGUUCGACCCACUUCGAGCCCGCGUGUACGAUUCUUGGUGGAGCUGGGCGCGAGUGGACACUGCAGCAUUGCUAUUGGAAUCUUCUGCGCCGACUGAACAUCAGGAUGCAUUAUCCAUGGAAAUCCGUCUGCAGCGAAUUUUGAAUCGAUCUGAUGCGAGUUGCUUAGACAUCGUCAGUUACAACACGUCCAUGUUGAUAGACACGCUGGAUAACCAUCCGAAGAGUGCCUACCUCGAGUCAUGUCUCCAAAGCUGGCAAGAUACAGUUCAUAAAAAGCCCAUUUUCCAGCACAGAGCUUUGCCCUUGGGUCCAAAAACGUCGGUGACAUCCAACGGUAUCGUGGAGUAUCAAGAAGUCCAGAGAACCGUAUCUGGGAGGCCAGACACUUAUUGUGCCCUGAUGAAACGCGGCAGUCGCUUCGAAGCUUCCGAUCGAACAAAACCCCCUUUCAUUCAUUUGCGCCGCCAGGAAGGCGUUCACUUCACAUACAAAGAGGAUCUCACUUUAUUAUUCCUCGAUGUGUUGGAGGCAGCGACAUCUCGCGGUUUGAGCUUUGCCGGUAAGACGGUGCUGGUCACCGGAGCGGGUGCGCGGUCGAUCGGUGCAGAGAUCGUCCAGGGCUUGCUGGCCGGAGGAGCGAGGGUCAUUGUCACAACAACUCGAUCCAACUCUGAAUUCUAUCGGUCCAUGUAUCGAGAACAUUGCGGUCGCGGCUCAGAGCUCAUUGUCUUCACGUUCAAUCAGGCCAGCAAGCAGGACACCAAUGCACUCAUUUCCCACCUGUACACUGAGAUACUAAGUCGCGAGAACGAUAUUGACUGUGUGAUUCCGUUCGCGGCUAUCCCGGAGAACGGUCGGGAAAUCGACGGGCUUGAUGGUGUAUCUGAAGUGGCUCAGCGGGCCAUGCUGGUCAACCUCCUGCGCUUGCUGGGCUGCAUCAAGCAGCAAAAGGCCAGUCGUGGAUAUGUCGCCAAUCCUACCCAUGUGAUUCUUCCUCUGUCGCCAAACCAUGGCACCUUUGGUGGAGAUGGUCUCUAUUCCGAGUCAAAGAUUGGGCUGGAAACCCUCUUCAACCGAUCUCAAUCAGAGAGUUGGUCCGAUUAUUUGACCAUCUGCGGUGCAGUCAUCGGCUGGACUCGUGGUACGGGCCUCAUGAGCGCUAACAACAUCGUCGCGGACGCAAUUGAGAUUCACGAUGUGGUGACUUUCUCGCAGUCCGAGAUGGCUCUUAAUAUUCUGGCGCUCAUGGCGCCUGAAAUCAUCCAGCUGUGCGAGGAUGCUCCCAUAUACGCGGAUAUCAGCGGUGGUAUGCAACAGCUGCAGGGAUUGAAGGAACUUUCUUCAAAGGCGCGCCGAGAAAUCCAGACACGGUCUCGGACGGCAAAAGCCAUCGCGGCAGAAGACGAGCGGCAAGAAUCUCUUCUGUUUGGAUCCAUCCCUACGGACGGCCCGCCUCCUCAGCAACGAUUGGCAAAUCUCCACGUCGGUCAUCCCGAGCUGCCUGAGUACGAGACCGUUACCGCGGGCACUCAGGUACCGGGUGAGCUAAUUGACUUGAAAAAGACAAUUGUCGUGGUUGGCUACUCGGAGCUGGGACCAUGGGGAAGCGCCCGUACACGAUGGGAGAUGGAGAAUGCUCAUGAAUUCAGUCUCGAAGGCUAUAUCGAGAUGGCGUGGAUCAUGGGGCUCGUGAAGCAUGUCGACGGAAAUGUCAAGGGUGCACCGUAUGUGGGUUGGGUGGACGCAAAGUCGGGGGAGCCCAUCCACGACGCCGACUUCAAGGAACGGUAUGGGUCGCACAUUAAAGACCAUGCCGGCAUCCGCUUUGUCGAGCCGGAACUUUUCGAUGGGUACGAUCCAGCCAAAAAGGAGUUCUUGCAGGAAGUGGUUGUGGAGGAUGAUCUUCCCGUCUUCCAGGCCGCUGAGUCUGUCGCCCAGGCCUUCAAGCUCAAGCAUGGCGACAAAGUUAUCAUCUCCCCAUCAGCCAAGGGCGGAGACGACUUCGACAUUCAUUUCAAGGCCGGAGCUUCCUUCUUGAUCCCCAGAUCCGAGCCCUUUGAUCGGCUGGUAGCCGGACAGUUGCCCACCGGUUGGGAUCCCAAGCACUACGGCAUUCCCGACGAUAUCAUCUCCCAGGUUGACCCGAUCACGGUCUAUGUGCUGUGCUGCGUUUCGCAGGCCAUGUUAAGCGCUGGGAUCAAGGACCCUUAUGAGCUCUACCGCCAUGUACAUGUUUCCGAGGUUGCCAAUUGUAUUGGCACUGGUGCAGGCGGCCUCCUGGCCAUGAGAGGUGUCUAUAGGGACCGCUACCUGGAUCGCAACGUCCAAAGCGAUAUCCUUCAAGAAUCAUUCGCUAAUGCCAUGGAUGCGUGGGCCAACAUGCUUCUCCUUGGGGCGGCUGGGCCCAUCAAGUCACCAUCGGGCACCUGUGCGACCGCGUUUGAAUCGCUGGAUAUUGCUUGCGAAACACUCCAGUGCGGCAAAUCCCAGGUGGCGCUUGUGGGCGGAACAGAUGAUUUGCAAGAAGAGAUGUCCUACGAGUUUGCAAAUAUGAAGGCCACCGCCAAUACUGUUGAGGAGCUUUCUCGUGGACGGGCUCCCGGCGAGAUAUCCAGGCCUACGGCAAGCUCCCGGGCUGGUUUUGUGGAGUCGGCGGGAUGCGGCGUUCAGGUGCUGAUGACCGCGGAACUUGCUCUUGAUAUGGGGGUCCCAAUCUACGGAAUCAUUGCUCACUCCCAGAUGGCCGGCGACAAAGUCGGUCGAUCAGUGCCUGCCCCCGGCAAAGGUGUCAUGACGGCUGCAAGGGAGUCGAUCUCGGCGCAAAUCUCGCCACUCCUGGAUUCCAGAUUCCGCCAGACGCAAUUCGACGAGUGUGCGAUUCAGAUUCAGCACUGGAAGCAUUCACAGCUAGAACGUGCCAGUCAAAGCGGACAAUUCUUACCAGGGCUGGUCGAUGUCAUCGAGAAUGCCACUGCCGAACGCCUUCGUGAAGCGCGCAAUCUCUGGGGAUUGGACCUGCGGCGGCAGAACAAUGGAAUCUCUCCCAUCCGUGCGGCGUUAGCAGUCUGGGGUCUUGACAUUGAUGACAUUGGCGUUGUGUCUUUUCAUGGCACUUCGACCAAGGCAAACGACAAGAACGAGUCCGAGGUCAUCAACACCAUGAUGGAGCACCUGGGACGCUCCAAGGGGAAUCCCCUUCUCGUAGUGUGCCAGAAGCAUUUGACAGGUCAUCCCAAAGGUGCAGCGGGCGCCUGGAUGCUCAAUGGCGGGCUACAGAUCCUACAAUCAGGAGUCGUGCCCGGUAACAAGAAUGCCGACAACGUGGACUUGGCGCUGAGGCAGUUUGAGCAUCUGAUCUAUCCGUCCGAGGCCAUUGCCACCGCCGGUGUAAAAGCAAUCAUGUUGACCUCGUUUGGAUUUGGACAGAAGAGCGGUUUGGUGGUGGGCUUGGCCCCUCGGUAUGUCUUUGCCGCGAUUGACCGGCCUCGGUAUGAAGCGUAUCGCGUCAAGUGCGCCAUUCGCGUGGCGACCACCAAUCGCGCAUUCAUCGAGGGCCUAUCUACCAAUUCUCUCUUCAACGCCAAGACGACAUCAGCCUGGUCAUCCGAGGACGAAGCUCGGGUGUUCCUAGAUCCAUUCGCGCGAGUGUCUCGCGUCGGGGAUAACUACGCCUUCGAUGCGAACAAUUUGCAUUCCAGCGACUCUGCCUCGGCAUCUGACACCAGUUCGGGCAGGACAGGAGUCACAACUCCAUCGACGCCCAGCGUGGAGGGGCUGGUGGACGGAUGUCAGAAGUGGGUGGAGCAGGCGGUUUUGACAGAGGGUGCAUCACAUGUUGGGGUGGAUGUCGAGCCAUUGACUGCGAUUAAUAUCGGCAACGACGUGUUUCUGGAACGUAACUACACGGCCAGUGAGCAGCAAUACUGUCGCAGCGCGCCCGACCCCCGACAGUCAUUCGCGGGAAGGUGGGCGGCCAAGGAGGCGGUGUUCAAGAGUCUACAGUUGCCAUCCAAGGGGGCGGGUGCCCCUCUGAAAGAUAUCGAGAUCCUGAGUUCUGGUGGCAUUCCUACGGUCCAUUUACAUGGAGACGUGCGUCAGUUGGCGGAGGAGAAGGGAACGCGUGGGGUCCAAUUGAGCAUCAGCCAUACGGACGAAAUGGCCAUUGCAGUUGCCGUGGCAAGUGUGGGGGGAGGCCAUUCAAUAGAGGUAUAG